AUGGCUAUGGUGGUUCUCACAACCCUUUUGGUGAUCUGUGUGAGUUUGGUAUUGAGAGUUGCAUAUGAUACCAUAUCAUGUUAUUGGCUCACUCCAAGACGCAUAAAAAAGAUAAUGGAGAAGCAAGGUGUGUGUGGCCCCAAACCACGCUUUCUCACUGGAAACAUCUUAGACAUGGCUUCCCUUAUUUCAAGAGCCCUUUCUCAAGACAUGAAAACCAUCAACCACGAUGUUGUUCCUCGUCUUUUGCCACAUUUUGUUGCCUGGUCCAAACAAUACGGAGAGAGGUUUAUAUUUUGGAAUGGUAUAGAGCCAAGGCUGUGUUUGACAGAGAGUGGAAUGAUAAAGGAGUUUUUGUCGAAGUACAGUACCAUAUCUGGGAAAUCAUGGCAGCAACAACAGGGAUCCAAACAUUUCAUAGGGAAAGGCUUGUUGAUGGCAAAUGGUGGAGAUUGGUCUCACCAACGUCACAUAGUUGCCCCUGCAUUCAUGGGAGACAGACUUAAGGGGUAUGGUGGGCACAUGGUGGAAUGCACAAAGGAGAUGCUUGAAUCACUGGAAAAUGUGUUACAGUGUGGGGAAAGUGAGGUGGAGAUUGGAGAAUGGGUAACCAAACUCACUGCAGAUAUAAUCUCAAGAACUGAGUUUGGAACAAACUAUGAGAAGGGAAAGCAAAUAUUUCACCUCCUCACACAGCUUCAGAGUCGCUGUGCUCAAGCAAGUCGUCAUCUUUGGUUUCCUGGAAGCAGGUUUUUUCCUAGUGCAUACAACAGAGAGAUAAAGUGCAUGAAAAUGGAGGUGGAGAGGCUAUUGAUGGAGAUCAUAGAGAGUAGAAAAGAAUGUGUGAAGAUGGGGAGAAGCAACUCUUAUGGGAAUGAUUUGUUGGGUAUACUAUUGGAUGAGAUAACAAAAGAGGGUGAUAACUUGAAUUUGCAACUAGUAAUGGAUGAAUGCAAAACAUUUUUCUUUGCUGGACAUGAAACCACAGCACUGUUACUCACAUGGACAAUCAUGCUAUUAGCAAGCAAUCCACUUUGGCAAGACAAAGUCAGAGCUGAAGUCAGAGAGGUCUUCAAUGGGGAAACUCCAUCACUGGAUCAACUAUCCAAGCUCACUCUGUUACAGAUGGUUAUUAACGAGUCAAUGAGGCUCUAUCCUCCAGCAACUGUGCUUCCUAGAAUGGCUUUUGAAGACAUUGUGUUAGGUGACCUUUAUAUUCCUAAAGGAUUAUCAAUUUGGAUUCCAGUGUUGGCUAUUCAUCACAGUGAAGAAUUAUGGGGUAAAGAUGCAAAUGAAUUCAACCCUGAGAGGUUUGCUUCAAAGUCAUUCAUUCCUGGGCGUUUUAUACCAUUUGCUUCUGGUCCUAGAAAUUGUGUUGGACAAUCUUUUGCUAUGAUGGAAGCUAAGAUUAUUUUGGCUAUGUUGAUCUCAAGGUUUAGCUUCACCAUUUCAGAGAAUUAUAGGCAUGCACCUGUGGUUGUCCUCACAAUUAAGCCCAAAUAUGGAGUUCAAGUUUGUUUGAAGCCAUUAGAAACAUAA
Abrus precatorius (Indian licorice) is the source of this 1539-nucleotide messenger RNA. RefSeq names its product cytokinin hydroxylase. Bases 1 to 1539 code for a protein of 512 amino acids. The transcript has 5 exons. NCBI's taxonomy places the organism in Eukaryota, Viridiplantae, Streptophyta, Magnoliopsida, Fabales, Fabaceae. The record is from RefSeq and is a predicted model, not a curated record. Gene Ontology annotation, molecular function: heme binding; oxidoreductase activity, acting on paired donors, with incorporation or reduction of molecular oxygen; iron ion binding.